GGAAAGUUUCAUACAAGUCGCUUGGCCAUCUAGGCCUUCUCCCUCGAGUCAUGGGGGGUGAGAGAACAAAACACAUGUGCCAAAACGAUGUCCCAUUUGUAGAUUGGCGUCUCUCAGCUCUUAUGGACCUCCGAGUACUUCACAGAACUUUAGAAAAUAAGUCGACCAAGGCGAAAUGUCUCAAAUACCUGCUCUGAUAGAACAGUUCAGGCCAGACCUCGUGAGAUAUGAGAAUUUGUACAAGAAGUUACAUGCGAACCCCGAGCUCUCCCACCAUGAAGUCGAAACAGCAUCGUUGAUCGUUCAACAUCUCACAGGAUUGAGUGGUGAGCUUGACAUUCGGACCGGGAUCGGAGGCAAUGGGUUGAUCGCAAUUCUGCAUAAUGGACCAGGGCCAACUGCUUUGCUGCGGGCUGAUAUGGAUGCCCUGCCAGUGGCCGAACGAACCAACCUCGAAUAUGCAAGCCAUCGAAAGCAUCUGGGCAAAGACGGUCUGGAGAGACCAGUCGCGCAUGCAUGCGGACACGACGUUCAUGUCGUAUGCCUCCUGAUUGCUGCGGAAGCUCUCAUCAACGCACGAAGAGCAUGGGCUGGAACGAUUGUUUUUCUCUUUCAGCCGGCCGAAGAAGCUGGUGAUGGUGCGCUCGGAAUGGUGAACGACGGGUUGUAUGAUGCGUCUCGUCAUAACUGUCCUCUUCCAGACAUUGUUCUGGGACAACAUGUCGCGCCAAUUCGAGCUGGAAUUGUCACUUCCAAGACUGGCGCCAUCAUGAGCUCGUCAGACAGCCUCAAGGUCACAAUCUUUGGUCGAGGUGGGCAUGCCAGUAUGCCCCAUCAUUGUAUCGAUCCCGUUGUGAUCGCGAGUCAUAUUGUGGUCCGUCUUCAGACAAUAUCGAGCCGCGUGAUUCCUCCGGACGAGGUCGCCAUUAUAACAGUUGGAUCGAUCCAUGCUGGUGAAGCUGAAAACGUGAUUUGUGACCAUGCAUUUUUUACCAUCAACAUUCGAACGCUCAACGAGGAGGUCAGACUGACUGUCCUCAAGCACAUCAACAGCGUCAUCAAAGCAGAAUGCGAAGCCAGCUUUUGCGAAAAGCCUCCUCAGAUCGACCAUCACAUGAGUCUUCCAACUACCUCCAACGCCGCAGAUGUCGAGACGAGGCUGCAAGCAACUCUGAGAGAGUUCUUUGGACCAGUCUUUAUGGUGGCUCCGAAAAGCAGCUUGGCGAGUGAGGAUUUCAGUAUCCUUGCCAGUUCUAUUGGCAAACCGUACUGUUUCUGGUUGUUCGGCGGCACUGAUGCAGAGUUAUGGGACAGGAUGGAGGCGCAAGGGAAGUUGGAUAAAAUUCCGAUCAAUCAUAGUGCGGAAUUUGCUCCUGUGAUAGAACCGACGCUCCAAACUGGUGGCGAUGCGAUGGUUGCUGCAGCUCUGACAUUUUUGGGACAACCGUCUAGCUAGUAACGCCGUAGAAUGGUAUAUAAAUAUCUUCAG
This is a messenger RNA of Exophiala oligosperma, 1489 nucleotides long. RefSeq lists its product as uncharacterized. Bases 176 to 1456 code for a protein of 426 amino acids. Gene Ontology annotation, molecular function: hydrolase activity. The record is from RefSeq and is a predicted model, not a curated record. The transcript is spliced from 2 exons. Lineage: Eukaryota; Fungi; Ascomycota; Eurotiomycetes; Chaetothyriales; Herpotrichiellaceae.